AUGAGUGCUAUCUGGGCAGGUAUCAAUGGUCAGAUCGAGCGCGCAUCCCUCCCGGCGAGAGAAGACCGGAGGGGUCGUCGAACAGCAAUAAAUUUGAGCCAGUGGAUUAAUGAGAAUUGUCCCAAUUUGUACAAGUGGGCGCAGUCUCAUGACACUGGCGCUAGAUACGGUAUAAUGACAAGCAACAUGUCCGAGGUGUACAAUGGUGUUCUUAAAGGGGUGAGGGCACUACCUAUCACAGCACUAAUUGAUGAAACUUGGAACCGGACUGUGUCAUACUUUGCAGAUAGAGUCACCGUUGCCAAGGCGCUAGUUGAUUUGAACAAGACCUGGUCUGAGAAGAUGCAAAGACAUCUUGAUGACAAAGCAAAGAAGUCGCAAAGACAUGGGUGCAGGCAGGUUAUGGCUGAAAUGCUCCAGCUUUUGAAUGGUUAUCACGACAACCACCACCGUUGCCAGCUUUUCAUAAAUCCAAAUCAUGAAAAUCCUCCUCGGACCUUCCGGCUUCGAACUGUAAAGACGCCCUGGUCAAUAGAGAAUCGGUUCCUUGAACACCUUGAGGCUUAUGGACUCCUACAUUUUGCGAACAUCGCAGCUCGUCGAGGUAGUUUUACUGCCGACCCAUCCCUUUUGACAUCCCUCGUUGAUAGAUGGAGACCGGAGACCCACACAUUUCACUUUCGAUGUGGAGAGCUUGCACCUACUCUAAAAGAUGUGUCAAUGAUCACAGCUUUACCAAUUAGAGGUGUGCCAGUGGUACAUCCACGAGUUUCUCCUAAUUGGCCAGCAGAUGUCUCUGCCCGUUUGAGGCUCGAAAUGCCCAUAUCAGAUCGUUCUGGUCCGCCUCGAGGUGUCCCACACAGCUGGCUUCGUAUUAACUUCGAAAUUUUAUCUACCCAUGCUGAUCCUGAGACAACGAAGAGACACUUGUUUGCAUAUUUGUUGUGGCUCUUCGGUGUGAUGUUUCCUAAUUCUCACGGGGAUGUAGUUUUGCCUGGUCUCAUCUAUUUUGCCGCAAAGAUAGUAGACGAACCUUUACCCCAAAAUCCACCAUAUAGCUUUGGUUCUGCUUUGCUUUCUCACACAUACCGAGGGUUGUGUGAUGCCACUCAAAAAACGGCAUUCACAUCUAAAGCUCCAUUACUUUGUGUCUCCUACGAGUUUCUACAGUUGUGGUCCUGGGAAUACUUACCUGUAGGACGACCGCAGAUAGUAGAACCCGCAACCCCGUACAACUAUGGUGAGGGUGUUGUAACUAUGUCCACUCGGUGGAUGCUGGGUCGAAAAAAAUGGUCUACUAAAAUUGCAAAAAAUUGUUACCCCAUAUACCAUGAUCAGUUUGAGCUUCUUAACGACUCACUAAUAACAUGGAACCCGUGGACUGAGGCGCACAUUGAUAUGGUAUUUGGUUCGCAACACAUGCCAGUGGAAUGCGUGAGAGAUAGUGCAUUUUGGAUGACUCGCUGCAAUUUACUCUAUCUAUGGUUUGUGGAACCGUAUAAUCCUGACCGUGUCAUGAGACAGUUCGGUCUAUAUCAAGAUAUUCCACCACCGGUUCCAAGAUGUAUCGACGAAGAAACUCAUAAGAUGAGCAAUAUGGGCAGAUCUGGUGUGGACUGGAAUGCAGAAAACAUUGAAUGGAUAAAUCAGUGGAAUAAUGAAGCUCUACAAAAUAUAGUGCCUCAGCAACGAACGUACGAUGCAACUACGACAGAAGCGUACUAUAAUUGGUAUCGCAUGAGCACGCGUACUAGACUGACGAGUGAACCACCUACGAUGCCAACACAUCCAACGCAUAUGGAACAGUUGCAGAGACGGAUGGACACAUCAUCAGCUUACUAUCGUGACUCCGCGAUUGAUAUUUGCACCCAAGUACAAGCGAUGGCGAGUGAAGGAAUGCGAGCCGAGGGAAUUGAUCCUAAACGCAGGUCGUGGUUUAAAAAAAUUAGCGAAUUCGUGAGCACAAGGAUUACGAGAUGCGGUACAGAGAACGACGUUGUCAGUGCAGCGUACAACAUUCCGGAACCGAGGUCAGCUAGACCGAGUGGGGCGCCGUCGUCGUCCAUGCGGUGGGCAGAGGGUCGUAAUACUAUGCUGACACUUCCACGACAUGACUCGUCUCUACCAAUACAUGGGCAGACAUCACAGGUAAAUGCUCCAGAUGUAGGAUCGACACCCGAACAGACUCAUUUCGUGGAGAUCUCAGCCAUAUCUGCCCACACGAGGGAUUAG
Messenger RNA from Hordeum vulgare subsp. vulgare (domesticated barley), 2232 nucleotides. Its product is annotated as protein MAIN-LIKE 1-like. Gene Ontology annotation, biological process: meristem development; meristem maintenance. Bases 1 to 2232 code for a protein of 743 amino acids. The transcript has 6 exons. The record is from RefSeq and is a predicted model, not a curated record. NCBI's taxonomy places the organism in Eukaryota, Viridiplantae, Streptophyta, Magnoliopsida, Poales, Poaceae.